AUGGAAAAUUCAUCAUCACAGUUAUCAAUUAAAAACAUCUACACCAAGCCGAAGAUUACCGAUUUGGAGUUGAUUAAUAUUAUCGGGAUAAGAGUGGAAAAUAAAUCAAAAACUUCAGGCUUGAUUCAAUAUUUGAAUAAGAAUUUUCCAUUGGAGGCUCGUGAUAUAGAUUUUAUUAAAAGAAUUAAAACUAUUGGAAGUGAUACUUAUUGUGUUUUGUAUCCAUUGUUGAAUAUUGAUGAUGAUACUGAUGAAAAUACAAAUUUACAGAGGUGGAUUUCUAAUGUUUUUCAAAGCUCGGAUGAUGAAUUACUUACAAAAGAAAAUCAUGUUUUUAAAACAAUUUUAGAAUGUUCGGAUCAUCAACAAGCAGAAAAAAUUUUGAAACUUUUUAAAAUUCCAAAAUAUGGACCUAAAUUGAAAUAUCAGUGGAAGGAAUGGAAUACUCAAUAUUGGCCUCUUAAAACUGUUAAUUUAUAUGAAACUGAACUUCAAUUGGCAAAAUUAGAUCCAAAAGCAGAACUAAAUGUAAAUAGUCACGAUGAGAAAUCUGUAGAAACAUGUACAAAACUAGUAAUUGAUUCAUUUGAAAAGAGUAAGCGAGUUUCUGGGUUAUUUUUCAAUCCACAAACCAAGACAAUUGUUAAAUCUAGUAUUCAUGAUGAAUUAUUCCUAGACGAAUCUAAAAAUUCAUUUUUCUCUCCUUACUAUUCAGAAACAGAAGGUACUCUUUCAAAUUUGGGAAAAUUCAAAUGCUCACUGAGGCACUGUGCUGUUGUUGGUGUGGAUGUCAUUGCCCAAUACUGUAUAGAGACAAUUGAGAAGCUACCACCUAACACACCGAGUACAGAAAUUCCCUACCUCUGCAAAGGAUUGGAUUUAUUUAUUUCACAUGAACCUUGCUGUAUGUGUGCAAUGGCUCUCUUACACUCUAGAAUUAGAAGAAUAUACUUUGUACAUGAAUGUGGAAAUAAUUUUGGUGGACUAAUCAAUAAGGUAAAUCAAGAAUACUGCGUCCAUGAGAAUUCAAAGCUAAAUCAUCACUUUGAUGUUUAUCAAGUUUCUCUCAAUUAA
Molecule: messenger RNA, 1074 nt
Organism: Naegleria gruberi
Lineage: Eukaryota; Heterolobosea; Eutetramitea; Acrasida; Naegleriidae
Exons: 1
Coding region: 1-1074 (357 amino acids)
Cellular component (GO): nucleus; cytoplasm
Molecular function (GO): tRNA-specific adenosine-34 deaminase activity
Source: RefSeq, a predicted model, not a curated record